UUGAGCCGUUUCCAGCGAACCCCACCCAUCUCUGGCUCUGGCUCAAACCAUGUCAUUUCCGAUCUCUUAUUUCUUUUCUGGGACUUGUUCGUCAUAAGUGAUUCUUCUGUGGUCGGUGUCUCCUUCGUCCCCAGUGCUUCUCUUUCAUCGUCAAGAUCUUGCGUUUUGUUUUGAUUAACAUAGUUUCUAAGCGGCUGUGACAUGGCAUCAUUCCGAGCAUUCUUGAACAGUCCAGUUGGUCCAAAAACAACUCACUUUUGGGGACCUAUUGCAAACUGGGGAUUCGUUGCCGCUGGAUUGGCGGAUAUGAACAAACCUCCAGAAAUGAUUUCUGGCAACAUGACAGCAGCAAUGUGCGUUUAUUCUGCAUUGUUUAUGAGAUUCGCAUGGAUGGUACAGCCUCGCAAUUAUCUACUUUUGGCAUGCCAUGUCUCAAAUGAGACUGUCCAACUCUAUCAACUCUCUCGCUGGGCAAGGGGUCAGGGGUACUUUCCCCAGAAGAAGGAUGAACCUGCGUCCGAGUAGCGUGCUGCUUCUUUCAUUCAUUUGCUGGUCCAUUGUGUUGUUUGUUGUGAUUUUUACCCAAAACAGUGUUGAUCUCGUGUAUGACUCAUUUAAUACAGUUCUACUUUGAUAUUAACUCAGCAGAUAGAUGUUCAGUGAAACCUCUUCUUCUAUCGUCUAAUUUGUAUUUAAUGUCAUACACUGGUUUUUUU
Prunus mume (Japanese apricot) is the source of this 716-nucleotide messenger RNA. Its product is annotated as mitochondrial pyruvate carrier 1. Gene Ontology annotation, cellular component: mitochondrial inner membrane. The record is from RefSeq and is a predicted model, not a curated record. NCBI's taxonomy places the organism in Eukaryota, Viridiplantae, Streptophyta, Magnoliopsida, Rosales, Rosaceae. Gene Ontology annotation, biological process: pyruvate import into mitochondria.